Cavenderia fasciculata is the source of this 879-nucleotide messenger RNA. RefSeq lists its product as uncharacterized. The record is from RefSeq and is a predicted model, not a curated record. The transcript is spliced from 3 exons. Bases 1 to 879 code for a protein of 292 amino acids. NCBI's taxonomy places the organism in Eukaryota, Evosea, Eumycetozoa, Acytosteliales, Cavenderiaceae.
AUGUAUUAUGCUCUCAACAUAUCGAGUGGAGAUCUUAUCGCUAAACAAAGCAUACCUUUACCUGGAGGAGAUUUGGUAGAAUUGAAUGGUGUCAUUCAACCAUCGUCAGUUAGCGAUGAAUUUCUACUGAUUGGAGGUAAUAUUACAGAUGUUGGUGAAUCUUAUAUUCCAAUCAUUUGGUCUUAUAAUGUAGUCGUACAUGUAAAGUUUCAACAAAUGCAUUACCAAUGGAGUCCUCAGAUGGCAACAUAUGAUUCAAUUAACAAUAUAGUUUACUUGAAUGCUGAUUUUAAAGGAUAUCCAGUGUUGCUCAAAUUUGAUUAUAAUCAACAUAAAGAAGAUGUAGUUACAUUACCAGGUACAGGAUGGUAUAUACAAUCAUCGUACAAUGAGACAACCAAUAUGUGUUAUCUCGGUGGUACAAGCCAAGUAGCAAAUCAAUUUAGUCAGAUGGUAGUUGCCACCUAUAACACGGUGACUGGAGAUACAUCGUCACACAUCAUUCAAUUUGAUGUCCCCAAUAGUUGUUACUACUCGAUUGCAAUGUAUCAAUACAACUCCAAGUUCUAUGCUGGACUAUAUGCUGCCUCGGGGUCUUGUCCAUCAUACAUAUUUGAAGUGGAUAUUGUUGCAAACACUUCGACAUUACUAGCUACCAUCCCAUAUGACAAUGCAGCUCCAUUCGACUCCGAUAUAUAUUUUGUAUUCGAUAAUAUCAAUGGAUAUCUAGCCAUGAUUGCAACGAAUGCUGAAGAUUAUACAAAGCUCGAAAUUUGUAUGGUCAAUCUCAAUACCUAUGAAGUUGACCAAUAUGCUUUACCCAACGUACUUAGCAAGCUAAAUGCUGAUGAAGACGAGUUUUUAAUGACUCUAUCCUAA